UUUUACCUCCCUCUCUUUGUAUCACUGUUUUCCUCUGUAUCCAGAUUCAGAUCGGAUCCCAAGCUUUAGGGUUCUUCAGCGAGAAAGAUGAUGGAAGCGAAGGUGAUUCUUCGAUGUUUCCUCUUCCUUUGCGCUCUUGUUCCUCUGUUGCAGUUCUGCUUCUGCGACGGCGAUGCCACGGUGUUCUACGAGUCUUUUGACAAGCCGUUUGACGGUCGUUGGGUUGUCUCCGAGAAGGAAGAGUAUCAAGGUGUUUGGAAGCAUGAAAAGAGCGAGGGGCACGAUGAUUACGGGCUUCUCGUGAGUGAGAAAGCCAGGAAAUACGGUAUCGUGAAGGAGCUCGACGAGCCUGUGAGUCUCAAGGAUGGAACCGUCGUUCUCCAGUACGAUGUCCGCUUCCAGAAUGGCCUGGAAUGCGGCGGUGCAUACAUCAAGUACCUCCGUCCUCAAGAGGCUGGAUGGACCUCUAAGGGUUUCGACAACGAUUCACCAUAUUCUAUUAUGUUCGGGCCGGACAAAUGCGGUGCCACAAACAAGGUGCAUUUCAUUCUGAAGCAUAAGAACCCCAAGAGCGGGGAGUAUGUAGAACACCACCUCAAGUUCCCACCAUCUGUUCCAUUCGACAAACUCUCCCACGUUUACACGGCGGUCAUCAAGCCCGACAAUGAGCUCCAAAUACUGGUUGAUGGGGAAGAGAAGAAGAAGGCGAACUUUCUUUCAGCCGAAGAUUUUGAGCCUCCUCUAAUCCCGCCCAUGACAAUCUCUGACCCUGAUGACAAGAAACCCGAAGACUGGGAUGAGAGGGCGAAAAUCCCGGAUCCUGAUGCUGUCAAGCCUGAUGAUUGGGACGAAGACGCGCCUAUGGAGAUUGAAGAUGAGGAAGCAGUGAAACCGGAAGGAUGGUUGGAUGAUGAGCCGGAGGAGAUCGAUGACCCUGAGGCGACGAAACCCGAAGAUUGGGACGAUGAGGAGGAUGGUGAGUGGGAAGCCCCGAAGAUCGAGAACCCUAAGUGUGGUGAUUCUCCUGGUUGUGGCGAAUGGAAGAGGCCUAUGAAGAGGAACCCUGCUUACAAGGGCAAAUGGAGUGCCCCUCUUAUCGACAAUCCUAGCUAUAAGGGUAUAUGGAAACCGAGGGAAAUUCCCAACCCCGAUUAUUUUGAGCUCGAGAAGCCAGACUUUGAGCCGAUAGCGGCUAUCGGGAUUGAGAUCUGGACAAUGCAAGAUGGUUUGCUGUUCGAUAAUAUUUUGAUUGCUAAGGACGAGAAGGUUGCAGAGUCGAUCCGGUUGACGACAUGGAAGCCAAAGUUUGAGGUUGAGAAAGAAAAACAGAAGGAAGAGGAAGAUGCCGCUGCGGCUUCUGCUGAUCAGGACGGCCAUCUCAAGGGCAUCCAGAAGAAGGUGUUCGAGUUUCUGUACAAGAUUGCGGACAUUCCAUUCCUCAGUGACUACAAGCUCAAGAUUCUUGACCUCAUCGAGAAGGCGGAGAAACAACCGAACCUAACCAUAGGUGUAGUUGUUGGAAUCGUGGUCGUGCUCCUCACGCUUGUCUUGAAGCUCCUAUUUGGCGGGAAGAAACCAGCAAAGGCAGAGACGACGAGCCAGGAAUCUGCGUCGGCAUCUGCUAGUGAGGAGAAGCCGGAAGAGAAGGAGAAAGAAGAAGAAGAAGAAGAAGAGAAGAAGGGAGGAGCUGAAACUCGGAGGAGACCUACCCGACGAGACAACUGAAACUUGUUGAGUUGGAGUCCAAGUAGAGAACGAUCAAUAAAAAAAAAUUUACAAAACAAGAAUAUUCACAAUCUCAACGUGAAUUGUGGGGUUGGUUUUGUACUUCAUUUUGUUUUUUUUUCCCUUUGAAGGUAUGGAAAAAUGUUGCAGGGUUUUGUAAAAUUUGAUGAGAGAUUGUUAUGAUAAGUUUUCGCUUUAAAAUGUUAGUUUCUAUGUCU
Messenger RNA from Tarenaya hassleriana, 1943 nucleotides. Its product is annotated as calnexin homolog 1-like. The coding region runs from base 88 to 1725 and encodes 545 amino acids. Gene Ontology annotation, molecular function: calcium ion binding. The transcript has 6 exons. Gene Ontology annotation, cellular component: endoplasmic reticulum membrane; endoplasmic reticulum. The record is from RefSeq and is a predicted model, not a curated record. Gene Ontology annotation, biological process: protein folding. Lineage: Eukaryota; Viridiplantae; Streptophyta; Magnoliopsida; Brassicales; Cleomaceae.